Messenger RNA from Racocetra persica, 865 nucleotides. Lineage: Eukaryota; Fungi; Glomeromycota; Glomeromycetes; Diversisporales; Gigasporaceae. The record is from the annotation of a GenBank genome assembly.
AUGUCAAAUCGAAAACCCAAAUCUAUUGAUAUAAAUCCAUUUUCUAUUGCUGCUCAAUCAAAAGAAGAUUCAAAUAAUGUUGAUAGUGAAUCUUCUACUGAAGAAAGUGAGAAUAAUCUUCAUCAGCUUAAAGUACUACGAUUAGCUAAAGAAUCAUUAAACUGGAACCCAAAUUGGCCUAAAUUAUAUCCUUGGGUUUAUCGUAAAGAAGGACCAUUAAACAAAUUUAUGUUUUGUCGUUGGUGUAUAGAGGCUGGUAAAAAUAAUAAGUUUACUAAUGGUUGUGAAUACUUUAAAAAACAAUCCUUAGACCGGCACGUUAAUAUUAGUGAUCAUUGGAUAGUAUGUGCCGCUCGAGUACAAUCUCAAAUUACCUUACAUUCUAGUUUUGCUAUUCAAGCUAGAACCGAUCAAAUUAAGCUAUCUAAAAUUCAAUGUGGUGAAGACCAAAACCAAUUUGAAUGUAGUACUGAGAUUUUAAAUGUAUUUGAUAAUAACCAGCUUGCUGAUGAUGAUGAACGAACGUCAUAUGGUAGUUAUCAAAAUAAUGUUUCAGCAUGUAAAUUUAUUGAAUCAAUUGAUCGUGUUAUAGAACAAGAAACUUUUCAAGAACUACGUAAUUUAGAUGGUUGGAGUCUUAUAAUUGAUGAAAGCAAUACUAUAUCUGCUGAAAAAACCUUGGCCAUUGUUUCUAAAUAUUUAAUUGCCCUAGCAAAACCAAUUUAUCGAUUUCUUGGAUUAAUUUUAUUAACAGAUAGUACUGCAAAUACAAUUAUUGCUGAAAUUAAUCGGUUUUUUCAAGCAAAACAUAUAUCAUAUAAUGAUUUAAUGCAUAUUUGUACAGAUGGUGCCAGUACAAUGAUAG